AUGUUCUCUGGACGGUUUGGAGUGCUCUUGACAGCGCUUGCUGCGCUGGGUGCUGCCGCGCCGGCACCGCUUGCUGUGCGGAGUGUCUCGACUUCCACGUUGGAUGAGUUGCAAUUGUUCGCGCAAUGGUCUGCCGCAGCUUAUUGCUCGAAUAAUAUCGACUCGAAAGACUCCAACUUGACAUGCACGGCCAACGCCUGUCCAUCAGUCGAGGAGGCCAGUACCACAAUGCUGCUGGAGUUCGACCUGACGAACGACUUUGGAGGCACAGCCGGUUUCCUGGCCGCGGACAACACCAACAAGCGGCUCGUGGUCGCCUUCCGGGGAAGCAGCACGAUUGAGAACUGGAUUGCUAAUCUUGACUUCAUCCUGGAAGAUAACGACGACCUCUGCACCGGCUGCAAGGUCCAUACUGGUUUCUGGAAGGCAUGGGAGUCCGCUGCCGACGAACUGACGAGCAAGAUCAAGUCUGCGAUGAGCACGUAUUCGGGCUAUACCCUAUACUUCACCGGGCACAGUUUGGGCGGCGCAUUGGCUACGCUGGGAGCGACAGUUUUGCGAAAUGACGGGUAUAGCGUUGAGCUGUACACCUAUGGAUGUCCUCGAAUCGGAAACUAUGCGCUGGCUGAGCAUAUCACCAGUCAGGGAUCUGGGGCCAACUUCCGUGUUACACACUUGAACGACAUCGUCCCCCGGGUGCCACCCAUGGACUUUGGAUUCAGUCAGCCAAGUCCGGAAUACUGGAUCACCAGUGGCAAUGGAGCCAGUGUCACGGCGUCGGAUAUUGAAGUCAUCGAGGGAAUCAAUUCAACGGCGGGAAAUGCAGGCGAAGCAACGGUGAGCGUUUUGGCUCACUUGUGGUACUUUUUCGCGAUUUCCGAGUGCCUGCUAUAA
Molecule: messenger RNA, 894 nt
Organism: Aspergillus luchuensis
Lineage: Eukaryota; Fungi; Ascomycota; Eurotiomycetes; Eurotiales; Aspergillaceae
Product: lipase family protein
Exons: 4
Coding region: 1-894 (297 amino acids)
Biological process (GO): lipid catabolic process
Source: RefSeq, a predicted model, not a curated record